ACUGUGCGAGCCUUUACAGCCUCCUAAAAACGGGUUUAUCAGUGGCAGGAGUUACACGUUUCCGAAUUUUGUUGUGUAUGCAUGUAGAGAAGGAUAUACACUUAUUGGAGAAUCAAAGCGCCACUGCAAUGGAUCUGGACAAUGGAGAGGAUUAGUUCCAAAUUGCCAACGUAUGGAAGCAAUUUUUAGAAAAAUAUCCUUACCACAAUUCUUACCACAAUGCCGGAUAUGCUGUGCGAGGUUCGUCUACGUCUACCUGCCUUUUGCAAGGAAUGUGGUCACAUGACCCUCCAACAUGUCAAAGUAUAAAAUGCGCAGCACCGCCUAGACCAAAGUUUGGUAAAGUAUUUGUUUCGCAAACUCAUGUCCGAAGCGUUGCUCGGUACUCGUGCUCAAUUGGGUACAGGCUCGUUGGCGUCACUCACAGGCAAUGUACACAAACCUCUAAAUUCACUGUCGAAGCCACGUGGAGCGAAAAGUCUCCCAAAUGUAUUCCUGUGAGAUGUUCUACACUUCAUGCUCCACUAAACGGAAAAAUUGUUGGUGACAAUUUCUAUUAUCCACAUUUCGUGCUGUACUCGUGUGACUAUGGAUACCAGAUACUUUCUGGUAACAGCACUAGAAAAUGUAACGAAAUAGGAAAAUGGACAGGCAUUGCGCCCUUGUGCAAAGGUGUUUGUGAAGUUGCAAGAAUUAAUUGUUCUAACGCUGAGAUUUGUGCAGUGGACAGCGACGGCAGUGCAACGUGUAUAUGCAAACCUCGGUCUACUUGUCCAUUAGAUGUCAGACCGGUCUGCGGUUCUGAUGGGCGAACUUAUAUAAACGAGUGUUUACUGGAAGUGGAGGCAUGCCUGUUUGGAUCAGAUUCAUUAAGAACGAUGAGUCAAGGAGUGUGUGAGUUCUCUUGUCAUGUCUGCCAUUCAAAUGCUGAUUGUGUUAAAAAUACCAAUUGCAGCUGCAAACCUCGUUUCGUUGGUGACGGAAGAGAAUAUUUUUUCGAAGAAUUAACCAACCAGGUGGCAUUACUUGGAUCUGCAGCAUGGUUUGAUUGCCAAGAAUCGUGCGAUCUUCCUUUUCGUUCUACUCAAUGGUACUUGAAUGGUCAAAUUCUAGACCACUUAGAUACAAAAUCUAGAUUUGCGAUUUCAAUAAACGGACGAGGACUUUCCAUUACAAAGCUAAAGUUAGAAGAUGCUGGUCAGUAUACAUGCAAGGUGUCCAGCGACAGGCUCACUUACGAACGACAUGGACAUCUGGAUGUCAUCGAUCCAAUCAACCAAUUUCGGCAAUGUCUCAAUGUUCAUCCGAUUGUGGUGAAAGUUGUGCUAGAAAGCCAUUUGUUGCUGGAGGCGACACGACUAGUCCUGGUGAAUUCCCAUGGCAAGCAAUGCUGUGUUCUCCUCGGUUGGGACAACAUUGUGGAGGAGUUCUCAUUUCAGAAAGAUGUGUGCUAACAGCAGCACAUUGCUUAAAGUAUCAGAGCAUAAAUAGAAAGACUAUCACAGUUUGCUUGGGCAAACAUUGUGGCAAUUGCUCCGAAUCAGAUUCUUUAUUCAAUUCCGUUUGUUCCAAUUCUUCGUCGAUAAUCAUACAUCCAAA
Corticium candelabrum is the source of this 1599-nucleotide messenger RNA. RefSeq names its product sushi, von Willebrand factor type A, EGF and pentraxin domain-containing protein 1-like. NCBI's taxonomy places the organism in Eukaryota, Metazoa, Porifera, Homoscleromorpha, Homosclerophorida, Plakinidae. Gene Ontology annotation, molecular function: protein binding. The coding region runs from base 273 to 1454 and encodes 393 amino acids. The record is from RefSeq and is a predicted model, not a curated record. The transcript has 7 exons.